This is a messenger RNA of Rattus rattus (black rat), 1811 nucleotides long. Its product is annotated as serine protease 30. NCBI's taxonomy places the organism in Eukaryota, Metazoa, Chordata, Mammalia, Rodentia, Muridae. The transcript has 7 exons. The coding region runs from base 196 to 1140 and encodes 314 amino acids. The record is from RefSeq and is a predicted model, not a curated record. Gene Ontology annotation, molecular function: serine-type endopeptidase activity. Gene Ontology annotation, biological process: proteolysis.
AUUGAUAAGGGAACCUGGGCUUAGGUGUUCCUCUCUCAUCUCUGAGUUUGGUGUGGGGCCAGGGAGGGCAGAUUUUCCUUGGUAGAGCCCUGGGUCUCCUAGACAGAGUGGGUAAAGCAACGGGGCCCCCACCUUCCUGAAGAAUGGAUGCUUCAGGGACUCUGACCCCACUGUGCCGUGGACCAGAGAGGAGCCAUGGAGUCCUGGGCAAGGUGCAUCUUUCUUCUCUUGCUGCAGAUCCUGACAGGAGGACAUGGAGAUAUAUUAAGGUCCCUCUGCAGUGUGGGGUCACUCCACUCCACAGGUGCUGGGAAGAUUGUGGGUGGCCAAGAUGCCCCGGAAGGACGAUGGCCUUGGCAAGUCAGCCUGAGGACAGCGAAAGAGGGCCACAUAUGCGGGGGCUCCCUCAUCCACGAGGUGUGGGUGCUCACGGCUGCCCACUGCUUCCGCAGGCCUCUGAACUCCAGUUUCUACCACGUGAAGGUUGGAGGACUGACACUUUCUCUUACGGAACCCCACUCAACCUUAGUGGCCGUGAGGGACAUCUUUGUGUAUCCCACCUACCUCUGGGAAGAUGCGUCUAGCGGAGACAUUGCUCUGCUGCGGCUGGACACUCCUCUGCAGCCCUCUCAGUUCUCUCCUGUCUGCCUCCCACAAGCCCAGGCUCCUCUCACCCCUGGGACUGUCUGCUGGGUAACAGGCUGGGGGGCUACCCACGAAAGAGAGCUGGCGAGUGUCCUCCAGGAGUUAGCUGUGCCUCUCUUGGACUCAGAGGACUGUGAAAGGAUGUACCACAUCGGGGAGACCAGCCUGUCAGGGAAGAGAGUCAUCCAGUCAGACAUGCUCUGUGCUGGCUUUGUAGAAGGCCAGAAAGACUCCUGCCAGGGUGACUCUGGGGGCCCACUUGUCUGUGCCAUCAAUAGUUCUUGGAUCCAGGUUGGGAUCACCAGCUGGGGUAUUGGCUGUGCUCGGCCAAACAAGCCUGGUGUCUAUACUCGGGUGCCGGACUACGUAGACUGGAUUCAGAGAACCCUGGCGGAGAACCACUCUGAUGCCUACGGAUGCCGCUCCAGAGCCUCUGGGGCAUAUCCAAUACUGCUGCUGGUGUUGCUGGCGUUUGCCUUGCCAGAGUCCCUGUGAAUCGUGAGCUCUAGAGUUCUGGAUCCUCUUCUGCUGGGCUUGGAGACUCAGGAGCUCAAAAUAGACACUGAGCAAAUGAACCUGGAAUGGAGGUCUUGCAGGUGACAGCCUGGGAGGUUUGGAGGCCGCAGUGACUCACGGAGCUUAAGGACAUAGUAAUUCGGAACACAGGGACACAUCCUAUCAAAGUCAAGCAGCCACCUACAUGUCACUUAACACAGGCCUGGUACGUGUCAGCUCUACUUGGACCAACUCUUUUUUUUGGUCACACAACAGUGCUGCAGUUGGGAAGUAGAGAUACUCAGAGAGGGCAUGCGAGCUUCCUAAGGUCACACAGCUAGCUGCUAGGGUAGAAUCUCCAUUAAACAGGCAUGGAUGGUCUAUGCUCUAGCCUAGAGGGAAGCCUCACUGUAUGGCCCAUGCUGGCCUCAGCCUCCCAAAUGUAUCUUUUAAAGACACGCAUCACCACACUUGGCUUCUGUUCUUCACUCAUAACGCACCAUUGUUCUGGGAGAAAAGAAUUCCUUUGACAUGGAACCGGAAAGGUGGCCUAGCAGUUCAGAGACUUCCAGAGCACCAGCGCUUACAGCGGCACGAGGUCCUCUGAGGUCAUACACACAUGAUUCGCAAACACUCGCACAAUUAAAAAUAAACUAAUUUUUAUAAAGAUU